Papilio xuthus (Asian swallowtail) is the source of this 7937-nucleotide messenger RNA. It is a transcript of the gene Kdm5, whose product is annotated as Lysine demethylase 5. Gene Ontology annotation, biological process: regulation of DNA-templated transcription; chromatin remodeling. Gene Ontology annotation, molecular function: histone H3K4me/H3K4me2/H3K4me3 demethylase activity; DNA binding. The record is from RefSeq and is a predicted model, not a curated record. Bases 204 to 4961 code for a protein of 1585 amino acids. Gene Ontology annotation, cellular component: chromatin; nucleus. NCBI's taxonomy places the organism in Eukaryota, Metazoa, Arthropoda, Insecta, Lepidoptera, Papilionidae. The transcript has 30 exons.
UUUCGCAUGGCGGACGUGCAAGUGAACUCUGUUAUUUGUUGGUGAUAAUUUCAAUUAUUAUCUUGUCGAGAUUCCUUAUGGAAAGAACAAUUCUAUUGCUUCUAUUUCUUUGCGGACGUGCAUUAUUCAUUCCUUAACAUCUGAUAAUGUUAAAGUGUUAGUUAUAGUUAAAAUAGUGAGAACUGCAUAGGUUUUUCUCAAAAAUGGGAAAAUGUGACGAAGCUAAUGUCGAAGUUAGUAUGGGGGACUCGGCGUCCCCCAUGAAACCUGAUAAUUUCACCUUCACUGUACCUCCAGAGGCACCAGUCUUCGAGCCAACGCCUGAAGAGUUUUUGGACCCACUGGCAUACAUCAGCAAAAUAAGGCCCAUCGCGGAGAAGUCAGGGAUUUGUAAGAUCAAGCCCCCGGCACACUGGCAGCCUCCGUUUGCAGUGGAUGUGGACAGAUUAAGAUUCACUCCUCGCAUACAACGGUUAAAUGAAUUAGAGGCGAUAACUCGCGUGAAGCUGAACUUCCUGGACCAGAUCAUCAAGUUUUGGGAGCUGCAGGGCUCCGUACUGAAGAUCCCCACAGUGGAACGCAAGCCACUAGAUCUCUAUGCACUGCAUAAAAUUGUUAAAGAAGCAGGUGGUUUUGAAGUGUGCUCGUCGGAGCGCAAGUGGUCCAAGAUAGCGCGUCGCAUGGGCCAUCCUCAGGGUAAAGGCAUAGGGUCCAUACUAAAGAACCACUAUGAACGCAUCCUGUACCCCUACGAUGUCUUCAAGAACAGUGGAGCCGUUGGUGAUAACAAAGAAACGAAAAUAGAAGUAAAACAAGAGCAGACACCGGAGAAGGCUGGUGCACGUAGCCGGUCAAGCAGCAAGUGCCCGGCUGCAACUCCACCACCCGCCGCGCGCCGCUACAAGAGCUCUGAGCCGGAGCCCGAGGCGGAGGGCAGUCGCACUGAGGGCGCUCUGCUCGACCACACUGACAGGAAGCUGCGCACUCCCAGCAAGGAUGAAAAUGCCAGCGAGACCAGGCGGAGUCCUCGCGAGAACAAGUGGAUGUCUCCUGGCGGCAGCUGCGGUGUGGGGAGGUCGCGGCGGCUGCGCGAGCACCGGCUCAGCAACAUGACGGUGUCGGUGACGCCCGCACCUGCGCCCGCACCACAUGCGCACCACCACAACCCUGAUGAUCCGCUGGCGAAGUACAUGUGCCACGUGUGCGGGCGCGGGGACGUGGAGGAGCAGAUGCUGCUGUGCGACGGCUGCGACGACUCGUACCACACCUUCUGCCUCGUGCCGCCGCUCGCAGACGUGCCCAAGGGGGACUGGCGGUGUCCCGUCUGUCUCGCAGAGGAGGUGUCGAAGCCGGCGGAGGCGUUCGGGUUCGAGCAGGCGACGCGCGAGUACACGCUGCAGCAGUUCGGCGAGAUGGCCGACCAGUUCAAGUCUGACUACUUCAACAUGCCCGUACACAUGGUGCCGACGUCAACAGUGGAGCGCGAGUUCUGGCGCGUGGUGUCCUCCAUAGACGAGGACGUGACGGUGGAGUACGGCGCUGACCUGCACUCCAUGGACCACGGCUCCGGUUUCCCGACAAAGUCGAGCGCGCACCUGUACCCCGGAGAGCAGCAGUACGCGGACUCGAGCUGGAACCUCAACAACCUGCCCGUGCUGGACGGCUCCGUGCUCGGUCACAUCAACGCUGAUAUAUCCGGCAUGAAGAUCCCCUGGCUAUACGUGGGUAUGUGCUUUGCUACAUUUUGCUGGCACAAUGAAGACCAUUGGAGUUACUCAAUCAACUACCUGCACUGGGGCGAGCCGAAGACUUGGUACGGAGUACCGGGCUCCAAGGCGGAGCAGUUCGAGGCCGCCAUGAAGGCGGAGGCGCCGGAGCUGUUCCAGCUGCAGCCUGACCUGCUGCACCAGCUCGUGACCAUUAUGAACCCUAAUAUACUCAUGAAGGCUGGAGUACCGGUGUAUAGGACGGACCAGCACGCGGGCGAGUUCGUGAUAACGUUCCCGCGCGCCUACCACGCCGGCUUCAACCAGGGAUACAACUUUGCUGAGGCAGUCAACUUCACUCCCGCUGACUGGCUGAAGAUGGGUCGCGAGUGCAUCGCGCACUACUCGACGCUGCGGCGCUACUGCGUGUUCUCGCACGACGAGCUGGUGUGCAAGAUGGCGCUGGAGGCGGACGCGCUCAGCCUGACGGUGGCGCUGGCCGCCUACCGCGACAUGCGCACCAUGCUGCACGACGAGCGCAAGCUGCGCAAGGGUCUGCUCGACUGGGGCGUGACGGAGGCGGAGCGCGAGGCGUUCGAGCUGCUGCCGGAUGACGAGCGGCAGUGCCAGCUGUGCAAGACGACGUGCUUCCUGUCGUGUGUCACGUGCGCGUGCACCACGCACGUCGCCUGCCUGCGACACUACGCGCAGCUCUGCGCAUGCCCGCCCGCCGCGCACAAGCUUAGGUAUCGGUAUACACUGGACGAGCUGCCGGCGAUGCUGGACAAGCUGAAGAAGAAGUCGGAGCUGUUCCGCGAGUGGGCGGAGGCGGUGCAGAACGCGCUCGACCCCGACACGCCCAAGACAUGUGACCUUGACGGACUGCGCGCGCAUCUGCGCCGCGCACACGAACUCAAAAUGCACAAAACGGAGCUGGUGCGCGCGCUGGAGACGGCUAUUGAAGAUGCGGAGAAGUGCGCCUCGGUGAUCCAGCAGCUGGACCUGAACAAGAUGCGCACGCGCACGCGCCACCACGACCCCAAGUACAGGCUCACCAUACAUGAACUGACGCUUUUCGCCGCUGAGAUUGAUGGACUCGCCUGUGUCCUGCCUGAAGGUUCAGCAGUAAAGGAAGUGUUAAGACAGACUGAGGAGUUCGAAGACCGAGCGACGGAGCUGCUCAGCAAGGACCUAGAUGAGGUGGACGCUGCCACUGUCAGGGAAUUAGAGGAGGUGGUAGAGCUGGGUUCGCGGCUGUGUAUCGUGCUGCCGCAGCUGGCGGGGGCGCAGGGGCGACUGGCGCAGGCGCGCUGGCUGGCGGAGGUGCGGGCGCUGCGCGAGGACUGCGCCGCGCUCACCCCGCCCGUGCUGGACCGCCUGCUGCGCGACGCCGACAGCGUGCUGCCACAUCGCAGGGUCGAGCAGGAGAGAGCGGCCCUCUACAAGUUGAGAGCACAAGUGGAGGAGUGGGAAGCGCGUGCGCAAGCCGUACUGUGCGAGGGGCGGGGCGAAGGUGGGCUCGGAGCUGCAGGGGGUGGGGCCGGCGAGGCGCACACCAGCCUGGCCGAGUUGGACCAGCUACUGGCCGACGGCGACGACAUCGACGCCGCGCUGCCCUCGCACCACGCUCUACACCAAGCAGUCGCACACGCCAGAGACUGGCUAGCAAAGGUGGAAGAGAUGCAGUCGAAGGAGCUGUACCCGUACUUGCACAGCGUGGAGGCACUAGCGAGGCGCGGGGCUCAGAUUCCCCUCGCACUAUACGAGAAGGACCAGCUCGCCGCCGCGCUGCACUCCGCCAGGGAGUGGAAACGCGGCGCGGCAGACAUGUUCCUCAAGAAGAACUGGCCGUACACUCUGCUAGAGGCGCUGUCCCCCCGCACGGAGUACACGGGCGGGGCGCGGCGGCGGGGGCGGGACGCGGGCGAGGCGGGGGCGUUCCUGCAGCACUUCAGCGAGGACGCCACGCCCACUGAGAUCGUCGCCGCCUUCAAGCAGGCCGAGCACAGGGAACUCGCCGCCAUCAAAGAACUCAGGGCUCGAAAUAUGCGCAAAGAGGUCCGCUCGGCGCCCAUCACCGGGGUCACAUUCUGUCUGUGUCAAAAGCGACAGUACGGCGUCAUGUCGCAAUGCGAACUCUGCAAGGAUUGGUUUCAUGCAUCGUGCGUGUCAUCUGCACUGGAGGAGCGCGACUCAUCGCCGGAGCGCGGGGAGCCGCCGCCCGCAGAGCAGAAGUUCCUCUGCCCGGACUGCACGCGCACCAAGCGCCCUCGUCUGCACCGCAUACUGGCCUUACUGGUGUGGCUACAAAAGCUGCCGGUGCGCCUGGCGGAGGGCGAGGCGCUGCAGUGCGUGACGGAGCGCGCCAUGGCGUGGCAGGACGCGGCGCGCGCGCUGCUCGCCGCCCUCCCGCACCACGCCCACACCCUCACCCUCGCGCACAACCUCGCGCACCAGACCGACCACAGGAGGGACAGCGGCACACACUCGCAUGCCUCCAGGUCAUCGGCGAGCGUGGAGCACGCCUACAGCGCGACGCCGCGUUCCCCCAGCGCGCGCCUACCGCCCGGCCUGCUGCAGAAACUUGAGGAUCUUAUGCUGGAAGGAGAUUUACUAGAGGUGCGGCUGGAAGAGCAGAGUCAGGUGUGGAGCGCGGUGGUGGCGGCGCGGGGCGCGGAGGGGCGGCGCAGCGCGCGCGUGCUGGACGCGGGGAGACGCAAGCGCCCGCAGCGCGCCCCGCGCCCGCACAGGCAGCUCAAGCGCACGCGCCCGCAUCACGGCCCAACAACAACAACAACAAAGACUACGAUAAAACGAGGCUCAGCCACGACAACAAAUUACUUAAAUAGAAAACAGGGAAUGUCGUCGGGUUCGGGGCUGAUGAUGAGGAAGCACUACAUGGCGCGGCAGGAGCGACGCAAGCGCGGCCUGGCCGCAUCCACGCGCGGCAAGCACGCCCGACAGGCCAGGAUAGCAAGCGGGGCGGGCGCGGGGGCGGCGCGGCGCAGCACGCUGGCAGCGCGACGCAGCAGCUCCUCGUCAGUCUCCUCCGCUUCCUCUGACGAGGACUGCGCAGCUGACAACUGUCUCAGGCCCACAGGCAAGGAAGUGGACUGGGUGCAGUGCGACGGCGGCUGCGACCAGUGGUUCCACAUGCACUGUGUGGGACUCAGCCGCGGCGCGCUGCGGGAGGACGACGACUACGUGUGCGGAGCAUGCGCGCGCGACACUCGCCACACUCGCGACUCCCGCUGAACAUCUCUCAUCAUUUUACACAACAAAUACGCUAUAAUUAAUUAUUUAUAAGUAACAAUGAAUUACCAACAGUAUAUUGUUAUAACAUCCACUUUGUAUGAAGGAGAAACAAACAAUGAUCAAGGAUUUUACUGAAUUUUGUCAUAAUUGUAAAAUGUACAUUAUUACAAGAUUUGUUUUUUUAAUAUUGAGACAAAUUAUAAAAUAACGUUUCGCAGUUACAAUGCGAGUCGCGCUUCAUUGUAUAAAAUUGUAAAUGAUGAACAAAUGGAAGGAAGUAAUGUAUCAAAUUGUUGCAUAUCCGCGAUGUAUUUGUUUACGACACUGUUGUGACAAUUUGUGAGAGAUUCACAAUAACGUCAGGUGAAAAUAUUGAAUAACAGAGAUUCGCUUGCACUCCGCGGGUGCGCUACCACAAUGUUCAUAGACGAAUAACUUUUUUUCAUAUAUAUUUAAGAAUAACUAAUUUGAUAUGUUCCUUGUAUAUUCAAUAUCUCGAUGUACCCUCCCAAAUCACUAAUUUCCCUGCUUUUACAAUGUAAAUGUGUUUAGUAUUAUUGUUGUGGGGGGCGGCACUGUACCUGCGCACGCGCACCUCAUCAUGUCGGUUGUAAAUUUCAAUGUGUUCAUUAUAAUAAUUGUUACGUUUAAAGUUUGCCGACAUUGAAAUUGAAACCUUAACGUCUUGCAGUUAGAUACAAAAUGCGACGCUCGACACUCAGUCGAUGUUAAAUUAGUGAGAACCAGGACUGUCACUGGAUUUUGUAAAUAUUUUUGAAUUGGAAUGAAUUUGAUGUAUUUUGUGUAGACUCGUUGUUUAUUUUUUGUGAUUUUUUCUUAUAAAACUACGUCCGUACUACGUAUACCAUUUUGAUUAUAUUUUAACUUGAACAAAACUUAACUUACACUUGAAGUUUAUAAUAUCGGAUGUCAGUGUUAACUAAGCAGUUAUUGUGUUAGAAGAAUAAAGCACGAAUUACGCUUCAUUGACUUUAAUAUUUGUUACAAAAAAACCGCUGUCGGGACAUUUCUAUGAAAAAUUAUUUGCUGAAGUCGUAUUAUAAUUAUAAAUACCGUUUAAUCAUUGGCAUAUCCAGAAAGACUAAACUUGUCCUGCUGUAAAUGUUUCUCUUAUCAUGGGUUUCUUAAACCAAAGUACUUCUAUAAACAUAUCGUCACCCUUUUCUUUAUCUUUUACAAAAUAAAAAUAACAAUAUGUUAAAUGGAAAUUUUGAUCUCAGAAACCCACAGUUAAAAGUCUAUUAAUUAUCAUAUUGAAUAAUCGCUUUGUCCAUUCUGUUUGUUACUUAGAUAAUGGAGAGAAACACUGAAAGCUGUAAAUAUGUGGCGCUAGCGUCAACAGUGGACUGACGUCUGUCAAAUAUUUUAUACGUCAUUGUAUCCAUUUGAAAAUAUGUAUUCCGGUUUUCAUUCUUUGUUAAACCAUUUAUGUUCUACAAAAAUUACUUUUUUUUAAAUUUAUUAAGUGAAUUGAACUAUGCAUAUAAAAUAAAAGGUUUUUUAUAUAUCUGUAUAUUUAGUGUUACAUCCACUGUUGACCGUGGUGACAUCUAUUGAACAAAAGGCAGUCCCCCCCCUCCCGUUGUAGGAAGUGUCCCGGCGCGAGGUGGAUGUUUUAUACUAAAGUUGUAAAUAUACCGUGUAGGUGUGUGUGUGUGUAUGUGUGUGGCCACGCCCCCUCCGCUCUCAGACCACAGACGAGGACAGACGAACUUUGAUACAAGUGAUGUUUGUAUCACAUUCUGAGGUAGACAAUAUUUCUCGCAGUUGGAGUCAGGUUGAUGUAUGUAUAGUUACUGAAGAGUAAAUAUAUUUUAUUAAUGUCCAAUUUUAGAUGAAAAGCUUCAACUUGUUUUCUGUGUGUAUUUAUAUCGCUUCUGUAUCGGCGACUGUGAACUCUAUGCCCUCGUGUUAAGAUGUAUUAUUCUACAUCGAUGCUACUUGUUUUGUAGUAUUUGUGUAACAUACCGACUAGUGUAAUUAUUGUAUAUUUUUUAUAUUUGUAGCAGUAUGACAAAUUUGUAUAAGCCAAUUUGAACUCUAUUGCGUCGUUUGUAAGUUUCAAUUUGCCCCGGCGUUGCUUUCAGAUGAAUGUUUGUAAUAUCAUAAAUUGUUAGAACUAAGAAUGUAAUACAGCUGAUGAUGCCGACCGUUUUUUUGCUUUUUUUACCUUUUGUAUACAUCUAUUUGAUAUUAAAUUAUUAUUAGUACUUUGCGAUUUUUAUAUAAUAGGCCAAAUCAUAUAAGUUCGCACUUUUGAUCGUAGAGGUAAAUUUAUUUUGUUAAGACGUGAUAUAAUAUUAAAAUUAACUUAGCGAAAGUAUUCUGUGUGCGAACGCCACCGAAGUAUCCAGCUUCUAGAACUACGGUGGCGUACUAACAAUAAUUUUGAUAUACUUCUUGAAAAUGAUAGGAGAAUAGUUUAGUUUUUCUAUGGAACUAUCGGCGUAUCGACCGCGUUAUUUAUUAACAAGAUGGCUGUUAAAUUUUUUUAUGUUUUAAGUUAAGGCGGCGUCAUUUGUUCUGCCGACGCCCCACUGAUCUCUGCUUCAUAAUUGUCACUAUGUACGCACAUUGCAAACGCGACCUUAUUUUUAGUACUGUAAAGUCUCUUUUUGGUCGUGGAAUGUCGUGAGGUUUGUGUACAGGCGGUUGCAAUGUGCGCACUUAGCAGUUUAUAUCUGAUCUGAUGUUAAAUGUUUAUAUAAAUGUAAAGGAAAGCGGGGAGCGUGUGCGAGUGCGAGUGCGAGUGCGGCUGACGACUGUACAUAGGAUAGUUAAGAGAGAGAAGUCGUUUGUGCAACUAUACGGGUGCGAGCGAGACGACAACGUGACGGUUGUUUGACAUGAACACUGCGACCUCAGCACCGCGUAUGGUUGGACAGACCGACCUUAUCAUGUACCAAAUAAUAUAGAAAAUUAUAGAAAAAUACCGGUGACUUUUAUUUUUUUUUA